GGCCUUCCAGCCAUAUAAGGUACAACUGCGAAUUACUCUUUACCUCAGUAGUUUCCAAUGUCCAAGACACAUUAGACUGCGUUGAGAAAUGUUACCAGAAAUUGUGAUUGCAUGUUGUUUGCUCAUUGUGACGGUGCUUGCAAUUCAAACCAUACCUUACCGAAUGACGGAAAAUAACCCUUGCCAAUGGAAGUCAUCGAACGAUUUCGACAAAGUGUUUUUCGUGCCACGACACAGCACUGAUACCAAUUCCACGAUUCGAGCAAUUAACUUGCAUAAUCCAGUGCUUGACGCAGAGUUCUGCUUCGCUAUGACCCCAUACGCGAAUCAUGUUUUAGUGGAGAGGUCAAACUUUUUGACAACGAUCGUCAUACCGAAAAACUGUCAUAUCAACAGUCUCGAAGUCAUUACAACCGCACUGAAGCAGAUCGAAUUCGAACAAAACAACUACAUCAGGAAACUGGUGGUGCGAACGAGUGAUUUGCGGGUAAUCUCUCCAACCAUACGCAAGUUAGCGAACCUCGCCGAGGCCAGGUUUCAGUUUUGUAAACUAGAAUAUCUGGAUUUGAGUUUGUUUUGCUCGUUAACGAACAUUCAGAAGUUGGAUUUGUUUCGGAACAAUAUUACCACCGUAAGGGGCAUUGCUAGUGACGCAGUGUGUCAAUCGGCUUUGCAGGUAAUCAAAUUGAACGAGAACAAAGUAAGAGUAUUAAGAUUGGACCUGUUCGCUCCAUUCAAGAAGUUGGUCUGGUUGGAUUUAACGUCCAACAUGCUUGAGUCAUUGCAGGGCAGCCUUGCGAAUCCAGCGCUAGAGACGUUAAUAUUGUCGCACAAUCAGCUGACGGUGGUGGACAUGUGCAAAUGGUCGAAACCGAACAAGAUGCUUGAGUUACACGUGUCGUUCAAUAACCUGACGGCGGUUCCUUUGUGUCUGGAAGCUUUGGGAGAAGUUACGUACGUUGAUUUGAGGUUCAAUUACAUCAGACAAGUGGAGGUACAAGCAUUGAACGCCCUGCCAAAGUUGGAGUGCAUAAAUUUAACGUACAAUAAUAUUACCUCGAUUCCUUUGGAUGAAAGUCUGUACUCUCCGGUGCUGAAAGUGCUUCAAGUGCAUGACAAUCCGCUGGGAAAUAUAACCAUACCGGUAGGGACGUUUAACAGGUUGAAAGUAGUUUUGGAGAGUCAACGUUUAGAGUUUGUAUAGCAUAUUAGUUGUUGGAGGAAUAAACCUAAGGCGUGGAAACGAAAGAAACAAUCA
Molecule: messenger RNA, 1258 nt
Organism: Anopheles stephensi (Asian malaria mosquito)
Lineage: Eukaryota; Metazoa; Arthropoda; Insecta; Diptera; Culicidae
Product: insulin-like growth factor-binding protein complex acid labile subunit
Exons: 2
Coding region: 89-1204 (371 amino acids)
Cellular component (GO): plasma membrane
Molecular function (GO): protein binding
Source: RefSeq, a predicted model, not a curated record